AUGUUUGUUGUCCGAGGAGCUAGCGCCUUCGGGCUCUGCAGGUACUCGUCUGCCAUCCGAAGACCCGCGUUUCGGUUGUAUAGCACCAAGACACAUGAUCCUCUCCGCAUUCUCUUCUGCGGCUCAGACGAGUUUAGUAUUGCCUCCUUGAAAGCGCUUCACGCCUAUCACCUCAAACAACCAGAGCGCGUCUCCUCCAUCGAUGUGGUUUGUCGGCCUGGAAAAAGGGUGGGAAGAGGAAUGAAAAAGAUCCGAGAGGUGCCAAUUAAAGAGGCAGCGUCAGCUCUCUCUCUCCCAAUUCAUGAGAUUGAUACAUUCACGGGAUGGACACCGCCGGUUACUGCGAACGGUCCCUUCAACUUGAUCAUUGCUGUUUCUUUCGGUCUAUUUGUGCCUCCGCGCAUCCUGAAUGCUUCCAAGUAUGGUGGUGUCAAUGUCCAUCCUUCAUUGCUGCCAGAGUAUGUUCUAUCACACGGCGCCAGCUACCAAAAAUGCAAGUUAACGCGAGUUUUCAGUUUCCGCGGCCCAGCGCCGCUGCACCACACUCUCCUAGCAGGCCGGACCUCUACGGGUGUGUCUCUGCAGACUCUGCACCCCAAGAACUUCGACCACGGCGUAAUUCUCUCCCAAACACCGACCCCUGGAUUCGAAAUUCCAAACCCAGACACUUGUACCGUCCCUGAGCUACUGAACCUCGUUGCACCCAAGGGUGCGCAGCUACUGGUGGACGGCAUCAAUGACGGAUUAUUUGUGCCACCGGUCAAAGCAGCGGGCUGGCUCCCAUCGGAAGGAAACACCCUGGUCCACGCAUCCAAGAUCAAGCCCGAGGACCGACACAUCGACUGGGCCAACUGGACUCUGCAGGAUAUCAACCGCCGCAGUCGAGUUCUCGGGGAUCUAUGGACCAGAGCCCUCGUCCCAACCGCCCCAGGGGACGCAAAAACGUCCUUUCACCAAAGGCGAAUUAUCAUGACAGACCUGGAAGAAGUGGAGCCGCCCAAGGGCUCUGAUUCUUUCGCUUUGGUCCCCGGACUUCCUUUCGCGAAUGCGCCGUAUCCUGUUGGCCCGAAGAAAGGGAGAGCUCUCUUUGUCUACACUAAGGAUGGGAAGUUGCUGCGCAUUAACCAGAUGAAGGUCGAGGGAGAGGCUGUUGCUGAGGGUCUUCGUGCUGCGGUAAAGGCUCGCAUGUUUGGUGACCAGUCGUUCUUGGUUGGUGGUGCGGAGUUUACGCCAUUUCGAAACCCGCUUGCUUAG
Molecule: messenger RNA, 1254 nt
Organism: Penicillium argentinense
Lineage: Eukaryota; Fungi; Ascomycota; Eurotiomycetes; Eurotiales; Aspergillaceae
Product: methionyl-tRNA formyltransferase
Exons: 3
Coding region: 1-1254 (417 amino acids)
Biological process (GO): biosynthetic process; conversion of methionyl-tRNA to N-formyl-methionyl-tRNA
Cellular component (GO): mitochondrion
Molecular function (GO): methionyl-tRNA formyltransferase activity
Source: RefSeq, a predicted model, not a curated record